Molecule: messenger RNA, 7421 nt
Organism: Astyanax mexicanus (Mexican tetra)
Lineage: Eukaryota; Metazoa; Chordata; Actinopteri; Characiformes; Acestrorhamphidae
Gene: rorca
Product: RAR-related orphan receptor C a
Exons: 10
Coding region: 457-1908 (483 amino acids)
Biological process (GO): regulation of transcription by RNA polymerase II
Cellular component (GO): nucleus
Molecular function (GO): RNA polymerase II cis-regulatory region sequence-specific DNA binding; zinc ion binding; nuclear receptor activity
Source: RefSeq, a predicted model, not a curated record
GACACACUGCCAUAGUUUCUCACACACACGCACGCGCGCGCGCACACACACACGCACACCCGGGGGCACGAGGCGGGCUGGUCGAGCGCGAGAUCAUGUGAGAGUCCACGCGCUGAAAGUAGGUUACAGAGAGAGAGAGACACAGAGAGAGAGAGAUCGAAGCCGCAGAGGAGAAGAGAGAAGUGCGUUGAAUUUAUUGCAAGCAAGUGCAGCGCGUGCAUGCGUGCAAACAAGACAAACUAGACAACAACAAAACAACCGCAUUAGACUACAGUUCUGAACUUCAGGGACGCGCUUCAGGGAAACUUAUGAGGUUUUGCCGCUCCGGUGUAAACGUUUACACCGCUCCGAUCCGGAGCCCCGAACACUUCAGUUGGCUCGAGCCGACCCGUUCAAAUGUUCUGGAGUUGCAUAAUUAUUCAAAGAUAAUAUUAAUAACCUAGAUCCGGCAUCAAGAUGAGAGCUCAAAUCGAGGUGAUCCCGUGUAAGAUCUGUGGAGAUAAGUCAUCAGGUAUUCACUACGGCGUGAUCACAUGUGAAGGGUGCAAGGGUUUCUUCCGCCGCAGUCAGCAGAACAAUGCCAUGUACUCCUGCUCUCGGCAGAGGAACUGCCUGAUCGACCGCACCAACCGCAACCGCUGCCAGCACUGCCGCCUGCAGAAAUGCCUGGCCCUCGGCAUGAGCCGUGAUGCUGUGAAAUUCGGCCGCAUGUCUAAAAAGCAGCGGGACAGCCUCUACGCAGAGGUUCAGAAGCACCAGCAGUCCCAGGAGAGGACCAGCGGCCCCGGGGGCAUUACUUUGCCCUCCCGCGUAAACGAUGACAUCGGAGAGAACGGUAACGGCGGGCACGGCCGGGCGUACAGCCGCAGCAGCUCCAGCACGGCCCUCAGCGACCUGGACGACAUCGGAGCGCUGCCAGACAGCCUGCUGUUCGACCUGCCGCUGACGCCGGAGGACGCCGGCGAGUACUGCAGCCUGGACCUGCUGGGGGGCAGCAGGGGCAGCAGCUCCUCCUCCCAGAGUUCCCCAGAACAGAGCGUGCAGGAGUUCAGCGACACGCCCCACAUCAAACACGAGUACCAGCUCCUCCACGAGACCGGCAUGUACACACACUCACCGCUCAACGGCCAGCCUGAGGGAUGCUCCCUGCUGGAGAUAGAGCGCAUCACUCAGAGUGUGGUGAAAUCCCACGUGGAGACGAGUCAGUACAGUCCUGAGGAGCUAAAACGGCUCACCUGGAACCUCUACACAAGCGAGGAGACCCGCACCUACCAGAACAAGCCGUCAGAGGUGAUGUGGCAGCAGUGUGCAGUUCACCUCACCAACGCCAUCCAGUACGUGGUGGAGUUCGCCAAGCGCAUCACCGGCUUUAUGGACCUGUGUCAAAACGACCAGAUCAUCCUCCUCAAAGCAGGCUGUUUAGACGUGUUGCUGAUCCGGAUGUGUCGAGCCUAUAACCCCCUCAAUCACACGCUGCUGUUUGAUGGGAAGUUUGCCAGCCCACAGCUCUUCAAAGCACUGGGCUGUGAUGACCUGGUGAAUGCUGUAUAUGAACUGGCCAAGACCAUGAGCCGUCUGCAGAUGACCGAGGAGGAGAUGGCCCUCUUCAGCGCCGCUGUGCUCCUGUCUCCAGACCGGCCGUGGCUGAGUGAUAGCCAGCGGGUGCAGAGGCUGCAGGAGAAAGUGUACCUGGCUCUGCAGCGCUGCCUCAACAGAGGAGGAACCUCCGAGGAGAAACUGACCAAGAUGGUGGCUAAACUGCCCAUCAUGAAGUCUAUCUGUAACCUCCACAUCGACAAGCUGGAGUUCUUCCGCCUGCUCCACCCCGAAACGGCGUACAGCUUCCCCCCGCUCUACAGGGAAGUGUUCGGCAGCGAGAUCACCUUCCCCGACUCCACCGAGGGCUAGAGCCGGCCUGACGCGGCCCGCAGACUGGUGCUGAGAGAGAGAGAGAGAGAGAGAGAAAAAAAAAAGAGAGAGAGAGACAGGACUUUAGACAGGAAGCUGUAGGGAUGAUAAGAGGAAGAGGUGUGGUAGAAUUGAGCGUCACAGGCAGACCAGCAGCUCACUGACAAUCCUGCACGCAUCACUUUAGAACUCCCAGCAUCCCUUUCUUUAGGCUCCCUCCCACUUGGGGAUACUGGAACCAGUACGAAAGCAGCCCCUCCUAGUUUUUUUAACUUACGAUGAUUUUUAUUUUUUUUUGUUUGCUAUUAAGAAACAGUCUAAACACACACACACAUACAUACACACACACACACACAGUGCUGUGUAGUCGAGUGUGUAUGUGUGUAGAUGCUACCUACUGAGACAAAGGCAGUGCUCCAUUUUUAUUGGAGACUGAACCUCUAAAAUUGAAGUAUUCUAAUAGAGCGGAUUGGGACACAGCCGCCUGUUCUGUACCCUUUAGAGAAGAGACACUUGAUGAAUGUACCCUAGUGGAUAUGUGGCACAGCCGCCUCAGGAACGAGACAGAAUGUAUUAAGUGUGUUUGUCCUCAUUUUUUUUUGUUUUUUUUGUUGGUUUUUUUUCAAGCUUUUAAAGCUCGAUUUUACUUUUUUUCUUUUUUUUUAGCAGUUUGGUGUCACAUGAUCCCAAACCCGACUGUUUGGAGGGACCAAUAGCAAGCAGACUUUAUCAUAACUGAGUCAUAACUGUGUUGUUUUUAGCAUUUCAGCAUGCUAACUCAGAACUCAGUGUCCCUCAUUCUGUAAAGUCAAAGCAAAGUCUGCCAAGUGUUCACUUAGCUGUGGUGUAUUCUUAACUGAACAGCAGCUAAUGUGCAUGCUUUUAUACAGGGAUGUGUGCAGACGGUGUUUCUGAGCUUUUUUUUAUUUGUAUUUGAUAUUAUUUUUAAUUAUUAAUAAUUUAAAAAACGAAACCUCAGUCCCGCUACCUUUUCCCCUGCAAAUGCCACUCUAGAAUGAAAGAGAAAGUAUUUUAAUAUUUUUCUGUAAUUAAAUUAGAUACUAGAGAGAUAUAUUUAGGGUAAUAGAAGUGUUUGAAUAAAGAUUUUAUAUAUAUAUAUAUAAAUAUAUAUAUAUAGAUAUAUAUUUAUAUGCCGAAUUGAUCAGACACAAAGGUUAAGAUAUACAGAUAGAUACAGACAGACAGAUAGACAGGUUUAGCUAGAUAGAUAAGACAGAAAGACAGCAUGAAAGGAAAAGCACCAUAAAAAAAGACAGAAUGAAUGAAUGAAUGUUCUCAACGCCCUUCAGAAACUGGCUUUAAAACAAAAGCUUAUUGGCCGAAACCGGGCCGAGACCGGACCGAACCGAGACCCGAGUCGCUGCCUCAAGAAAGCUCUGGAUUUUGAGGCAGGCGGAAAGCACUUACGAACUUCGAGAACUCCCACAAACCCCACAAAUCUGAGAACUUAGAACUUGGACCUUCAGAACCAGCUCUUCCUUCAGAACCAGCCUACACCUCACUCAGGAUUGCCUCACCAGAACACACUCACACACUCCCAUUACACUCAAAAACUAACUGGACAAUGCUGUGGCCAGCAGCCUCAAUCUGAAGUAGAACUGGAACUUUACCCACCACCUACUGAAGUGCUUGAACACUGGGAAUGCUGGGAAUGGAACAGUAUAUUUGGAUUUACUCGGUUCAAAUGUGUGCAUCACUCAUGUUAGCGCUAGCAUUGAUUAGCAUGACGAGCUGGUAGAGGAAGGGAGGGGUCUAAUUACUGUAUUCCCGCUUGAACAGCUUAGACUUGGAUGAAAUUCAUGUCUAUGUAUUGCUGUGUGCAAAUAAACUGACACUUAGACUGUUGCGCCACCCAGGCCCCUAGACACUCUGAAUAAGAAUAAGAAUUAGAAUAAGAAUAAGAUGGGUUAUUGAAAUUGGAAUUUUAAAACAACAACAACAACAAAAAAAACAUAUAUCCAUAUUAUUAUAAGCAUUUUUUAUACAGUAUACACAUUUUCUUAUACUCUUAUAGUUUAUGUGGACCUAAUUGAUGUACACAUUUGAAUGGAGUAAAUUCUGCUAUGCUUCAGUGUUCUGCUAUAUGUAGCAGCAGCAGCAGCAGCAGCAGGAGCUGGUGGGGGGAUUUAUGAGGCCCGUGGAGAUUCCAGAACUGGAACAGGAAAGGCGGAACUUUGUGUUAAAACAGACCACAUGUGGCUUGCUUCCAGAGACCCAGUCUGGGCUUUCCAGGACACAGCUGGGCGUGGCCACAGCGGAAACGGAAAUGGGAGAUGGUGUCCACAGCCCGUCGCUCUCUCUCAUCCUCAUGGAGAUAGAGUGGAGAUACCGGCGGUUCUCCAUGUUCUCCACGUUCUCCACGUUCUCCACAUUCUGAUAUGGAGGAGGAUGGUUCUCAGUGUUUUUUUUUUUUGUGGUGUGAUUUUUUAUUUUAUUUCUCUUGACCUGGUUUGACCUUUCUGCUCUCUAACUAAUGAACAGUUCUGAUGUGCUAUUGUAUAACAGAGCAACAGAGCAGCAGCUCCACCCCCUCUUUCCCUCCCUCCCUCCCUAAUGAGUAAAGGACUACUACCAUGGUUAAAGAGUAUAAUUCUAUUUUUCGUAUUUUUGCAGAGCAAACUGAAGGACAAAACAAAUGUUUCUAUUUUGCGCAGAUGUAUUUUUCCACUUUAGUGCGUUAAGCUCCGGUUCAAGGUUCGACAGGUCGAGACAUUGUAGCAUACGCUAACGUUUCAUGUGCUAAUCUCCAGCGCGCUAAUCUCAAGCGCGCUGAAACUCCUCCUGUGUCUUCAGAGCGAAGGAGCAGGAAGUUCAGACUUCUUGGAGAUUGGCAUCAGACUCUCUAGGGAGCUCGGUGUGGCCGGAAAGCCGCCCAGAUCCCGUACAGAACACUUUAUGUCUUGUUGUUGUUGUUGUUGUUCAUUUUGUUGUUCUUAUUGUUGUAAAUUCUAUUUCUGUAGCAUUGUACACAAACAGGUCAGUGUACAAAACUGACUGCUUCUGCCGUUAUAACCGUUAACACUUUAGCGAGUUUUAUCAGUUUUUACCACUUCUUUCCGAGUUUCUGCACUGCUGGAACAGUGCUCGUCUCAGUCUAGACUCAACACCUUCCCUCCUCUCAGCUUUUAUGAAGAACUCUCAAGUUCAAUUGGUUCUAGAUCACUUCUCUGGGUGCUUAAAUGAAUAUUAUAAUGUUUUCUUACUCAAGCACUCAAGCACAUUUUAGAAUGAAUAUUUUAGAGGGAUUUCAUUGUGAGAAAUUAUUUUUAAAGAUUGAGCACAGUGCACAGAUUACCUCCUAUAUGCUUCCAUGAGGAAUAAAGAGUUGGAAACGUAUUGUAUUAAAGAUUGGAACACAUCCAUUUUCAAUUUAAUUAAUAUUCUCUUUCAUUUCCACUCUUAUGCAGAAAAAGACUGAGUGAAAUAUGUUAACAUUGUUUUAUUAUACAUUAUAUUUUAACGUAUAAUUUUACAGGGGUAAAAGCCUCAUGUUUUAUUAUUGAGUAUCAUCCACCAUGGAAGCUUAUAGGAGGUUCUACAACUGAAUCAGCAUUGUUGUAAAAAUCUGAGUAGUGUGUUUAAUAAUGUGUUUUUUGAGGAGUAAACAUUAGAAUAGUCCUUUAACACAGUGGGACUGUGCAAUAGUCGGCCUCUGGCCCGUUACGACAUGCAGGACCCCCACUGCUGGGGGAACACUCACAAACACUCCAAAACUAAUCUUACAAUAUUUCUCCAGCCUGAACAAAAGGCUGCAGAAUACUUUAUUUACUCACACACGCUCACACAUUCACACACGAACACACACACACACACUCGACUAGCAUUAGCUCACUUAGCUCACUAGCCAGAUGGAGGACUAAUUUUUUUUAAACAGGGUAAGAAGAUUAAGUUCAGGUAAAAUAUUUUUUUAUUAGGGUUUUUUUUAAAGUGGGAAUUUAUUCUUCAUUUAAUGAAUUUAGUGGUUAAUAUCAUUCAGAGGUUUGGUGUGAAAUUGUGCUUCAUUGUAGAGAAACUUACCAAUUCUGACUUCUUUAAAGGGUAACUAAACCGCUCAAAUUUGAAAAAGGCAAAAAAAUGGGACGGGCACUGGGUGAUGUAUGGGUUUAGAGGCGGGGCAGGAGGAAGAGCUGAUUGGCUGAUAGUGGUAAGACCUGGAUGGUUGGACGUCAGCAGAGGGCGGUAUUAUUAAGCGACUGAACUGCAUAUUGUGAUGUGUCAGCGUACCAAAGUACGCAGACACAUCAUCCUCGCCUAUAGCACAGUUGAACCUGAGAGGGCGCCGCAGAGGCAGAAAUUACCACAAUAAAAGCAUUUAUUUUUAUGUUUAUAAAAAUUUUAAGCAGAACUGGUGGGUUUCAUUACUUUAAAGUAACACAAUUUAGCUAUUAAUGGAACAAAAUAUGGUUAUGGCUUUAGUGGCUCUUUAAAACAACCUACUUCAAACUAUUUAAAGUGGGUGUGUUUCUUUAAAUGGAGCGUCUCACACCAAACUCACUCUAACUAAGAUAAUUACAGUUAAUAACAGAUUUAUCUUAAUUUAUUCUAAAAGUUUAAAUAGUGAAAUUUCCUUCUAAAGAGUCCUACAUAUGCCUGUGCUGAUAAUUGCUGAGAAUUAAUUGAAAACUAGAAUUAUUGUAAUUUUAAGACAUUUUAUGCAACUGAUAUAACGAUAAUAGUAUAAAAAUGCAAUAUUAAAGGUUAUGUCCAUAAAUUGAAUGAUAUGCCGAAAAUUUAUUUUUUGGGACAGGCCUAGUCCUACAAUAUUAAAUUAAAUUGAAUUUACCUCACCUAUAAAUGUUAACUUCAUUUGUGGGUUUUUGGGGUGUGAAGACUCAUUUUCACACACACACACACACACACACACACACAAACACACACAUUCACUCAGGGAGUUGGCUGGGCUCUCGGUCCUAUAAUUGUUGUAUUGUCUUCUUCAGUUAGCCUAGCAGGCUAACACCUCUCACCCAUUAGCAGAGAUACAUGCCAUGUGUGUUGCUAACUGUUCUCCUCAGUGUUCUCCAUUAAAUGUUCUCCCAUCUGAUUAUCAGCACCAUCACAGAACUUCACAACCUCAUCUAUAUAAGAAAAUAGGAUCUCAGACUAUGAUAAAGUAUAAAUAUAAUAAAUAUAUAUAUAUAUAUAUAUAAGAUCCUGUGUUUUUUUUUUCUCGUGAUCUGUCUCUCUGUCGCUGGUCCUGUUCCUCACACAGUUAGAGUUCUCCACCUCUUUAUUACGGAGAACCGUAAUUCUAUUUUUUUAAGAGCGUUUUUAAGAGAAGCAGAAUUUCCUGAGUUGUUAAUUGUCACAAUUCCUUCUGUGUUUCCUUUCAUUCUGAGUUUUUUUUUUUAAAUCAUAGAUUUUAAUAAAUGUAAUUUAUGAUGUAUUAUGAAUAAGAAGAUUUAAAAAGUUACACAGGAUGAAAUGUAAAUUGGACAUUGGGAAAACAGUAUAUGGAUAAAGAAUGUAAUAAAAGUCUUUUUACAUAAAAUGAA